Messenger RNA from Linderina pennispora, 314 nucleotides. Its product is annotated as DUF1909-domain-containing protein. Lineage: Eukaryota; Fungi; Kickxellomycota; Kickxellomycetes; Kickxellales; Kickxellaceae. The coding region runs from base 38 to 274 and encodes 78 amino acids. The transcript has a single exon. The record is from RefSeq and is a predicted model, not a curated record.
AUUUCCACCGCAUUCACUUUUUGUACAAAGCACAACCAUGGGUAACGGGGCCAAGGCACAGAUGAAGCGCGAGCGCAACAGCAAGAACGCGGGCGGCAACAAGAACAGCCAGCUGGAGGUCAACAAGAAGGCUAUGAACGUGAUCUGCCAGGUGUGCCGCACGUCGUUCCUGUGCACCAUCUCGAUCAAGGCGCUCGAGGAGCACUGCGAGAACAAGCACGGCAAGAGCGUCAAGGAGUGCUUCCCGGGAUUCGAGCCCAUCCACAAGAAAUAGUAAAGCUUCAGGUCUACCCAAUACAUCAGGGUCAACUGUU